This is a messenger RNA of Liolophura sinensis, 951 nucleotides long. RefSeq names its product eukaryotic translation initiation factor 2 subunit 1-like. Gene Ontology annotation, cellular component: eukaryotic 48S preinitiation complex; eukaryotic translation initiation factor 2 complex. The transcript is spliced from 6 exons. Gene Ontology annotation, biological process: translational initiation. Gene Ontology annotation, molecular function: ribosome binding; RNA binding; translation initiation factor activity. The record is from RefSeq and is a predicted model, not a curated record. The coding region runs from base 253 to 951 and encodes 232 amino acids. Lineage: Eukaryota; Metazoa; Mollusca; Polyplacophora; Chitonida; Chitonidae.
GAUUUUUACAUCUCUAAGGCAUAUAUACGGAAAAGCUCCUAAAAUCGGGGAACUUCUAUACCAUUUACAAAAACAACUAUGAUAUGUUGCAAAGCUGGAGGUAUAUCUUACUUAGCACACGUCAGUGACACAUAUUGGUGUGAUAUACCUGACUGGUAUCUACAACCGUAUAAAAUAGACAUACGUUAUCAAGGACCAUCUGCAUUUAAGUUGAGAAAAAUCGGAGGUGUGUCUUAACGCUGACCGAUCAAAAUGGCGGCGUUCGAAAGAUUUUACGAGGCGGAAUAUCCGCCAGUUGACUCAGUUGUUAUGGCAAAGAUAAUCAGCAUUGGUGAGACAAUGUUUCAAGCUAAACUGCUCGAGUACGACAAAACGGCCUUCAUUCUCAGAAGUUGUAUUUUGGGCAACGGUCGACUAGUCAGAGCUACUAGACGCAGCACUGCCUUCAAACUCGGAGACGAGGUUCCCCGGCACGUGCUCAGAGUGGAGCCUAGCACAGAUUUCAUUGAUUUGUCGUCCAAGGGAUUACCUUAUGAGGAGGCUAGAUACCAUAAAGAACAAUAUCAUAAGUCAAAGAUGGUGGUCUCCAUCCUGCGGCACACUUGUAUCCAGAUGAACCUUGACGAGAAAUCCUGCGAGAAUCUCGUGAGGAACACGUCCUGGUAUUUUGAUAAGAAGUUUGACAGAAGGGGAAAGACGUAUGAAAUAUUCCAGGGUGCUGCGAGCAAUCCGUGUGUUUUGGAUGAAUGUGAUAUUGAUACUGAAACCAGAGCUACUCUGCUACGAGUCAUCAGGUUGAAGUUCGCUCCAAAGCUCGUCGCACUGAGAUCAGUUGUUGAAGUGACGUGUUUUACUUAUGAGGGUAUUGAUGCCAUAAAGAGAGCUCUUAGAGAAGGAUUGUCGGUAGCUAUAGACUCCUGUCCACUUGAGGUAGGUGUCACCCUUCCAUAA